Synchiropus splendidus (mandarinfish) is the source of this 5939-nucleotide messenger RNA. It is a transcript of the gene stxbp5a, whose product is annotated as syntaxin binding protein 5a (tomosyn). Gene Ontology annotation, cellular component: plasma membrane; cytoplasm; SNARE complex. The transcript has 27 exons. Gene Ontology annotation, biological process: regulation of exocytosis; regulation of protein secretion. The record is from RefSeq and is a predicted model, not a curated record. Bases 338 to 3763 code for a protein of 1141 amino acids. Gene Ontology annotation, molecular function: syntaxin binding; GTPase activator activity; myosin II binding. Lineage: Eukaryota; Metazoa; Chordata; Actinopteri; Syngnathiformes; Callionymidae.
GUGCAGCAGCUCCACCGCUGCGCUGCGUUUCCGCCUUGUCUGAGCGGCGCAGUGGAGCCGAGCCGAGCAGCGAGAGGAAGCGCGGAGCCUCGGAGACGCAGUGGGAGCUCUCUCUCUCUCUCUCACACACACACGCACGCACGGAGUCCGAGCGAAUUCUCCACCGACGCACCGACACCUCAUCUCCAGGCCGAGGAGUGAGCCGCGCGGUGCCCCGCCGCAGAGGCGUCCAGCAUGGAGACUGCGCCUCACAGCACGCGCUGAAGAUGUGAGAGCGCGCCAGGGUGAGAAGCGCGAGCCCUGCCUUUUGCCUUUUCCAAGCCUCCCGCCUGAGAAGAUGAAGAAGUUCAACAUCAGGAAAGUGCUGGACGGCUUGAAGGAGGUCUCGUCCUCCGCCCCGUCCGUCCAAGUGGGACCACAGGAGAACCACCUGAUCCAGGAGACCCUCCAGUCCGAGCAUUUCCAGCUCUGCAAGACCAUCCGUCAUGGCUUUCCGUACCAGCCUUCCUCCAUGGCGUUCGACCCGGUCCAGAAGAUCCUGGCCAUCGGUACCCAGAGUGGAGCGCUCAGAUUGUUUGGUCGUCCUGGUGUGGAGUGUUACUGUCAGCACGAGAGCGGAGCAGCCGUCAUCCAGCUCCAGUUCCUCAUCAACGAGGGGGCGCUUGUGAGCGCUCUGGCAGAUGACAGCGUCCACCUCUGGAACCUGAGGCAAAAGAGACCAGCCAUCCUUCAUUCUCUGAAAUUCAGCAGAGAGAGGAUAACGUUCUGCCACCUGCCCUUCCAGAGCAAGUGGCUGUACAUCGGCACGGAACGAGGGAACAUCCACAUUGUCAACGUGGAGUCCUUCAUGCUCUCAGGCUACGUCAUCAUGUGGAACAAAGCCAUCGAACUGUCCUCCAAGGCGCACCCCGGGCCUGUAGUCCACAUCAGCGACAACCCCAUGGACGAGGGGAAGCUCAUAAUUGGAUUUGAGUCCGGGAUCGUGGUACUGUGGGAUCUGAAAUCAAAGAAGGCCGACUAUCGCUACACUUACGAUGAGGCGAUCCACUCGGUUGCCUGGCACCACGAGGGCAAGCAGUUCGUAUGCAGUCACUCAGAUGGGACGCUGACCAUAUGGAACAUCAGAGGACAAGGAAAACCCAUCCAGACAAUCACACCACACGGGAAGCAGCCCAAGGACGGGAAAAAGCCGGAGCCUUGUAAACCCAUUCUGAAAGUGGAGUACAAAACCACCAGGAUCGGGGACCCUUUCAUCAUCCUGUCUGGUGGGCUCUCCUACGACACAGUGGGGCGCCGGCCCUGUCUCACAGUCAUGCAUGGGAAGAGUACUGCGGUUCUGGAGAUGGACUACCCCAUAGUGGACUUCCUCACGCUCUGCGAGACGCCGUACCCCAACGAUUUUCAGGAACCCUACGCCGUGGUUGUUCUGCUCGAAAAGGAUUUAGUGGUGAUCGACCUUGCACAAAAUGGUUACCCCAUAUUCGAGAACCCCUAUCCGCUCACCAUCCACGAGUCUCCGGUCACCUGCUGCGAGUACUUCGCCGACUGCCCCGUGGACCUCAUACCAGCACUUUACUCUGUCGGCUCGCGGCAGAAACGACAGGGAUACAGCAAAAGGGAGUGGCCGAUAAGUGGUGGCAACUGGGGACAGGGGACGCAGAGCUACCCAGAGAUCAUCAUCACCGGACACGCUGAUGGAACGGUGAAGUUCUGGGAUGCCUCUGCAAUAAUGCUCCAGGUGCUCUAUAAACUCAAGACAGCCAAGGUGUUCGACAGACCCCGAAACAAGGAGGACAAGGGCAGCACCGAGGUGUCAGACGAGGACCCGUUUGCCAUCCAGAUCAUGGCCUGGUGCCCUGAGAGUCGGAUGCUGUGUGUCGCCGGCGUGUCCGCCAAUCUGAUCAUCUACCGCUUCAGCAAACUAGAAGUAACCACCGAGGUGGUGCAGUUAUUAGAGGUGCGAAUGCAGUACGAGCUGAACGACAUCGAGUCCCCAGAAGGCGGCGGUGGAGAUCAGACGUCAGCUCUUCCCACCCCGGGUGCCUCCCCCCAGACCAGCGGCCCGCCAUCCCACCCCUCCACCAGUAGUAACAACUCCGACGGCGGCAACGUGCCCUGUCUCAAAGUGCGCAGUGCUCCGCUGAAGCAGUCUCCAGGUUACCAGGUAGAUCUGGUGGUCCAGCUAGUCUGGGUGAGCGGAGAGCCGCCGCAGCAGAUCACAAGCCUGGCCCUCAACUCCUCCUACGGCCUGGUGGUGUUUGGGAACAGUAACGGUCUGGCGGUGGUGGAUUACAUCCAGAAGACCGUCGUGCUCAAUUUAGGGACGGUUGAGUUGUAUGGCUCCAAUGACCCCUAUCAGAGACAACCUCGCUCGCCAAGAAAGUCCAGACAGCCCUCCGGAGGUCUGUGUGACAUCAACGAAGGCUCAGCGACAUCCGAGGACCGCUGCAAGUCCCCCACUUCAGUGCUGAUGUCAAACAGCAAUCUACAGCAGUUCUACAAUGGCGGUGGUAGAGGAGCAAAGAUGUCACGGAAAUUAAGCUUGCCUACUGAGCUAAAGCCAGACUUGGUCCUCCUGUCUGUAUGUCCGCCUCGGGGUGCCAACCCACUAGACCACCGGGACAAUUCCUUCAGCCGCUCGCGCUCCUCCAGCGUCACCAGCAUCGACAAGGAAGCUAAAGAAGCCAUCAUCUCCUUCCACUUCUGCGAGGCCUUCGCCCGGAAGGGAGACUCCACUCUGUCCCCCUGCCUCUAUGUGGGCACCUCACUGGGCACCGUGCUCGCGCUGGUGCUUACACUGCCACCUGCCGGGGAGCAACGGCAGCUACAGCCUGUCAUCCUUUCACCCACAGGAAUGCUGGUGCGGGUGAAGGGCAGCAUCUUGAGAAUGGCCUUCUUAGACUCUACAGGUUCUUUAUUGUCCCCCGCGUUCGAGCCGUGGUAUGAGCCCAACAUCAACGCGGAUGGAGAAGAGAGGGAGAAGGUCAGGAAACGGCGCCCGGUCUCCGUCUCCCCCUCCCUGUCCCAGGACCUCAAUGAGAGCCAGUACGCCGUGGUGUGUUCGGAGAAACAAGCCAAAGUCAUGGCGCUGCCGUCGCAGACCUGCAUCUACAAACACAGCAUCACGGAGACCUCCUUCAUCCUGCGGGCCGACGUGGUGCACAUGAGCCAGGGCGUUUGUCUGGCCUGCUUCUGUGCCAACGGCCACAUCAUGACCCUCAGUUUGCCGGGUCUGAGGCCGCUGAUGGACGUGAACUACCUACCGCUCACGGACAUGCGCAUCGCCAGAACGUUCUGCUUCACCAACCUGGGUCAGGCCAUGUACAUGUGCUCCCCCACUGAGAUCCAGAGGAUCACGUACAGCACGGACACCUGCGAGAACCUGCAGGAGAUGCUUGGCGAGUUAUUCACUCCUGUGGAAACGCCUGAAGCUCCCAACAGGGGCUUCUUCAAGGGUCUCUUUGGUGGUGGGGCUCAGUCCCUGGACAGAGAAGAGCUGUUUGGUGAGGUAGCAGCAGGGAGAGCAUCCAAGAGUCUGGCGCAGCACAUUCCCGGCCCAGGGGGCAUCGAGGGCAUGAAGGGGGCGGCCUCGGGGGUCGUGGGAGACCUGGCUCGUGCGCGGAUAGCCCUGGACGAGAGAGGUCAAAAACUGGGGGAGCUGGAGGAGAGGACGGCCGCCAUGAUGGCCAGCGCCGACUCCUUUUCUAAACACGCCCACGAGAUGAUGCUCAAGUGCAAAGAUAAAAAGUGGUACCAGUUCUGACCAGUGAUGACGGAGGGCCUGAGCUCCAUGGACUUGACCGCCACCUUCCAUCGACCCAUAGUGACCUCCCUCUCAUGUCCCUGUCCGCCCAUCCUCCUCUCCAAGCCUUCUUCGCCGACCGGUGGGAUUCUCUUCCCGAGCACAAUGUUGAACACUGUUCUUACCUCAGUCUGUGAGCGGAACUGGGGGGCGGAGCGCGGAGAAGGGCCAGCCUCCGCGGGAGCUAAGGAGCGGCGUCUUUUUUAUGUUCUCGUCUCUUCCGUCCUCUCCGGGCAUCUCUCACGCUCAUUUGCCAAAACUGUCCGUGGCUGUCCCUCUGCUCCGUGGGGACUGAAAAGAGACGCUCAAGAGUAUUGUUAAAUUGUACAAAGUAGGAUUCUAAAUAUGUGGUUAUAUCAACAUAAAGCUAAUAAAUGUGCAACACUGUAUCCACUUCCGAGAAUAAUGUGAGCAAGUCCCGGGAAGGAGGUGGCGGGAGGCCGCGCUCGGGAGGAAGUGACGCCUCCUCUAUGCAGAGAGUCACGGGGGAGGCAACUUAUUCUGAUGUUCACUGGACAUUUGUCAUCUUGCUCGACCUCUAGACUCUCCUCUGUGUGUCCCUGACUUUAGUGUGUGUGUGUGUGCGUGCGUGUGUUUGUCCAUCUCUUGCCAUGUUCAGUUCCGUCAGUAUUUUGGGGGGAAAUCUCUUAUUUUUCUAUUGUUGUAAAAGUGCCGGACAUUGUCAAGCAACCAGUUUCUCCACAUGAAAAGGGCUGGAGUAUCCAAGGAUGGUAAGUAAGGGAACGGCAUCCAACCACGCAUCUUCAUUUCUUCUUUACUCUCCUCCACAUCUGUCAAAUGAUCCUCGUCGUGCUACCGUUUCAUUUUUCACAUGGUGAAUCUCUCCGGUCUGUCGGGCUUUUGAAACCUUUAUUUGUAUAUAAGUAAAUAUUUUUGACAAUCUUAACUGCUAAAGUUAUUGUCGAGGUUGCCGGGGCAACACAAGAGGAGCGAGGCCAUAUUUUUUCUGACGCCAAAGAGUUGCUUUAGCUUUUCCAUUGCUCUAAUAUUUAGCCUCAGCAGCUUACAUUGUCACACGUGCAGGUCCAGCCAUGGAAUUCGUCUGUGAGGCCCAACAUAGAGUCACUUCCUGUUUCUCAUUUGGCAGCGCCUGGCUAUUGGACAGGAGGGGAAAAAAAACAUGCUGCCUUCAUUAUGUGACCGUUUGUUAUCGAGUUAUUAUUUAGUUAUUAGUUAUUAUUUUUACUCACUGCAGGGUGUUAUAGUUUAUUAUGAUUUUUAAAAAGUAUUGGUGUAUUGAAGAAUUUAUAUACAUAUGCUAUACAUUCAAUAUGGAAAUGGAGUGAACAAUAUUGACAUGGAAUGGUAUAAGAAUCUGCAGUGAAAACGCUGGCACUUUCUGUCCCCAUACAGUCGCCGUAGAUCCGUUAUCAAACCAGAUCUUAGCGUAAAUUUGUUGGGUUUGCAAAAAAAAGAGGGAUGCGUUAUAUAUGCGUUGUCAUUUGUAAACAUAUUUUCUGGCAUUUCUCUUGGUUAUUUACAGCCUUUGAGCGUGUUUACGAGUCUAGCGCUGCUUCAAUGAGAAACAGUGAUCUUUGUGAAGUUCUAUUUUAAUAUGACACAGUUGAGUCAAAAUACUAGUCUCGUCUUCGAGAGGGUUUUGUGUUCAUUGAAUGGGUGUUUAUCGUCUUUUUAUUUGUGAUUAUUGACGUGCUUGUCCCACUUGUCGUCAGCCCCGUCGAAAAAGGACAUAUUUCUCGUCCCUUUACUCAUUUUCUUCACUGAUAUACUUUAUUAUUAUUUUCUCUUCCGUCCCGUGCUGAGUCUUACACUGACUCUUCACAGCUUCUAACACACUUUGCCCCUUGAGAUGAUGGAAGAAAUGCAGGUUAACACUCCCAACGCUUGCUUUAUUUCUGUUUUCUGUCUGGUGUCUGAUGCUGUUUUACUUCCUUAGUUCCACACACCGAGAGGGAGCCCCCCUUCUACCUGCCACACUAACAUCUUCCGCCCCAGACGCCGCAGUCGUCGCUGGUUUGCAGUAUUUUUCUCAUUGUAGCCAAUUUUUCUUGUACAGUUUUAUGCAACUUUCACAUGGAUGUUUAAUGACUUUAUCUGCUGCCACAAAUUUAGAAAUUUAUGUAGAUAGAGAUUACUGUGCAAUGGAAAAAAAUAA